AUGCAUCUGCAGUCGACUCUUGCCUUCCUCCUCACCCUCGCCGUGGCCACGCCGGCCCUGGCGCAGUGCAGAGGCGCCAUGACCAAGACCGAGAUCAAGUGCCUCUCGGAGACCACCAAUGGAAAAUGCGACGAGUCUCGCCUGACCAGCAGUCUCGACGAAUUCUGCUCGCGAACACUGACGAUUCUAGUACAAUUGCUGCACGCGGUCCUAAAAUCCCAUCAUGCUCCGCUCCUUUCUCAAAGACAAGGGCUGGAGUCCCUGCAUUAUCUUCUUGCGGUGAGCGGUGGCACUUUCGCAUCAGUGCCGGCGCCGCACUACGUACAUAUUUUUUGA
Messenger RNA from Verticillium nonalfalfae, 336 nucleotides. RefSeq lists its product as uncharacterized. Lineage: Eukaryota; Fungi; Ascomycota; Sordariomycetes; Glomerellales; Plectosphaerellaceae. The transcript has 2 exons. The record is from RefSeq and is a predicted model, not a curated record. Bases 1 to 336 code for a protein of 111 amino acids.